Molecule: messenger RNA, 3871 nt
Organism: Centruroides sculpturatus (bark scorpion)
Lineage: Eukaryota; Metazoa; Arthropoda; Arachnida; Scorpiones; Buthidae
Product: protein MMS22-like
Exons: 1
Coding region: 27-3593 (1188 amino acids)
Biological process (GO): replication fork processing; double-strand break repair via homologous recombination
Cellular component (GO): nuclear replication fork
Source: RefSeq, a predicted model, not a curated record
UACAGAUAUUUGGAAAAUUCGUAAAAAUGGAGGGAUUAACGAGUGAUUCUGCAACUCUUACGCCUCCAUCAUCGCCUCCGUUGGAAGAAUUCACUUCGAGAACAUUUCGCUGUUUCUCUUGCAAAGGAACUGUAAAUGUGACGAAUUGCAAUUUGAACGAAGAAGGUUAUUUAAAAAGCGGUUAUUUUAAUAGAUUAUUAAGGAGCGAAUUAUAUGAUUACAGUAAUGAUGAUGAUUAUUAUGAAGUAUUUGGAAUGACAAUAGUCAAAUCAUCUACCAUAAAUCAUUUGGAAUCAAUCGUCUCAAUGGCUAAAAAAUACAUAUCUAUGAUGCAGGCUAUUACUCAGCAAGUUUCUAAAAAUUCUUUAUUUGGUAUAAAUUCAUCUGAAUGUUUUCAUAUCAGAAAGAAUUUCUUCCUUUUUUUACAUCACGUGAAAGCUUUUGUUUUUAAUUUGACUAGUUAUAAAUACAAAUAUUUAUCAUCAUCUUCAACUUUCAAUCUUCUGGAUUUGUUGACAGUUCUUUUAAAAGAGUGGAGAGGAUUGUUGAUGUUUCUUGGCCGAAUCAGUGAUUUACCUAAUCAUGUCAUUUGUUUGGGAGUAUCUCAAAAUGGCAAUGCUUCUACUUCGGCAUCGUAUCAUCUUUUUCAUUUAUAUUUGGAUAUUUGGUGGUCGGCCGUUGAAUUAUUGUAUGUUAUAGAUACUGUUGUGACAAAGAAUAAGCUCGACCUGAUGGUUGAUUAUUCGAGACCUUUAAUACCUGGAUGUGAAGAUUUUUUUUCUCAGGUAAUUUUACUACUACUAUGGGAUCUAUGUUUUGUAGCUGUAAAUUGUCAUAAUAAUUUAUUGCCAUCUGAUUAUCAAACUGUAACACCAUUUACAUGCACCUGUAUUUAUGAAAUUUGGAUUAUGAUAAUUCACUUAUUGGAUUAUAGACAAAAACAAGAAAAGAAAUGCUUUUGGAACCAUAUUCAUUAUUUGUUUCAAAGAAUAUUAUCACUGUCUUUACCUAAUGUGGACAAUGAUGAUAUUCUUCUAGAUUUAUUUAUUUUAGAACCUGAAUCAUUUAAGAGUACUAAUCCUAUUGGAUUUUGUAUGUGGUUAUUGACACAUAUCACAUCUUUACAUAAAUAUGAUUCUACUGGUAAUUAUAUUUUAGAUAUUAAAAUUCAAAGAAAUUAUUCUAGUAUUCAAAGUUUAAUAAACUUAUCAUUAUCUGCUCAUUUAGAAAAAAAUGAUGAUGCACAAAUAUGUUGCAUUCUUCAUUGUUGUCAUAUAAUGUGUAGCAGUUGGGAAACAAAUAUGGACGUUAUUCUACCUAUAAUUGAUUUUUUUUUGAAGAAAAUUAAUGAGUCUUUUCAAUUAAAGUUUGGUAUCCAAUCAAUGGCUUUUACGAACAAAUCAAGUCAGCUGUGGUUAGAAGAAAUUAAAGAAAUAGUAAAUAAUAAGGAUAAAAUAAAAACGUCGGAUACAAUAUUUCAAAUAUUUUUACGUCUUCUAAGUUUACAAUUAAGCAAAAUUGGUAGUGAUAAGAAUAAUUAUUGGCGACAAAUUAAAGGUAGAGUAUACAGCAAAUUUCAUUCUCGUCGAAUGAAAGAACUCUCAGAAAUAGGAAUUUUUAAUUGUUUUACAUUAUUUCUUGUUCUUGCUGACACUACGGAUUUAUCAGAUAUUAGUUCAAAAUUGUGUGAUUUAGCAGUCACAAUUCACAAGGGUAGUAUGGGAGUUAAUAAAGAAAUGAUUUCUUGGAAGGCUAUAUUCACUUUGAUGGCAAUAUAUCAGGAACGAAAUAUCGACAUCUCACCUUUAACAAACAAUAUAAGUGAUCACUUUAAUCAAGUUUGUAUUAAUUUCAGCCAAAAUGAAAAUCAGCAUUCACUUAUGUUACUCAUUAAUACAUAUUUUGAAGGUGUUCAAAAUGUAAUACAUAAUAGUGACUCAUUGACAUUAUCUGAAUAUCUACUUUUUGAAAAAGGUUUAGAUAUUCUUUUAUCUAAAUGUAAAGGGAAUAGUCUUGGGCCAUUAUUAUCAACAAUUGAAAUUGUAUUGAAAAAACUUUACUUGAUUUUCCAAACAAACAAAUGUCCAAAUAUAAUAUUUACUAAAUUUCAAUCAUCCAUUCAUGAUCAUUACGUUAAAAUUUUUAAUAUGAUAUGUGAAUAUGUGCUUCCAUUUCUGUAUGGACAUGCAAUUACUCCCUCACCUUUACCUCAGACUGCAUUGAUUACCUCUACUUUAACUUACUUUUCAUUUUUGCUAAAAAUACCUGUUUUAAAUAGUAAACUUAACUUUUCAGAAUUAUUUAACUAUUUUGGAUCAAAUUUUAAAAUUAAUGCAAAUUUGAUAUGUGAUUAUUUAUGCAUAAUCUUAAAAGAGAAAGAAAUUUUAGGUUCUUUUACUACAGUUCAAUGUAACAUUGUUAUCAGAUCAUGGUUCCGUUGUUGCUUAUGUAUUAUCCCACCAUCAAAAAAAAUGCAAGAAUUUACUCGGUUAUUAACUUCAUUGCCACAACCAUCUAAUUUUUUAAAGCAAAUUGAUUAUCAUGGUGAAAAGCAUGAUGAGUUAUUUAUUCACUUUUGUUGCAAAUUUCCUAAUUUUUCAACAGAAGAAAAAUUAGUAUUGAAAAAUAUUUUACAGUAUGCUUUACAAGAUUUUGUUUUAUCAUUGACAGUUUUGUUAAAGACUUCUGCUAAUAUUUCUAGAGAAAUGAUUUCUCAUAUUUAUAAUUUAUGUAGUCCUCUUGUUGAACAUUGUGCCCCAGUUUUAUAUGUAAAGUCAAAGCCAGAUUGCAUAUUACCAACUUUAAUAGAUACUGUCAUACUUCCACAUGUGAUUUAUGUCAAAAAUAAAGAAGUACCUUCUGUUCUACUUGGAUCUAUUGAAGAACAUAUGGCAUCAUUUGUACGAGGCUUAACAAAGAUUAAUUUUUCUACUGAUCCAUAUUUACAGAGGAAAUUAAAGGACAUUGUCAUCCAAUAUUUGCCUCGAUUUUUAAUAAAAUGUGAUAAAAUAAAUCUUACUGCAAAGAUUCAUCCUUUGCUUAAAACUUUAAUACAAUUGCCUUCUACAGUUGCAGAUGAAUUUAUGGUGUUUGUAAUUGAAGUUAUAAGAGAUCAUUUUGUUAAAAGAGGAAGCAGUUCUUAUCAACAUUUUUCUUUAAGUAUUCUUUUUCUUACCGAACUUUUUAAUUUUAUAAAUUUCACACAGAAAAAGAAUUUAAUAUCAAAGUUACUACCAUCGUUUUUGGAUCAAUUACUAUUAAAUGAAGAUAAUUUAACAAAUCAACAAUUAAUGGAAUUUAUUUUAAAAAUGAUUAAAACUUGUGAAAACGAACUUGGUUUAGAUUUCAGGACUGAUUUUUUGUUACCUUCUCUACAAACAUUUUUACAACAUAAUCUACCAUGGAAGACAAAUCGUGUCUUUAAACUGAUGCACGAUUUAUCUGGACAAUUUCCUAAGCUUUCUACAGAUUUGAUUCCUAUUUUAUUAAAGCAAGUUCAGAUAAUUGAAAAGAAACGAGGUGUUGGAUUAGAUCAAUCUUUAAGACAGGGACUGUCAUUAAUUAUUAAAAAAUUAGAAGAUAAUAAAUCAUAAUUAUACUGUAUAUAAAUAAUAAUUGAACUGUUUGCUAUUUUUCUAUUGAAAAACAGAUGUAAAUAUUUAUCAAUAUUAAAGAUUUUUUAGUAAAUGUUUGUUUAAUAAUUUUACUUAGAAAUCUGAAAAUAGGAAAAGAAUGAAUUACUUUUGUAAACCAUAUUUUAUAUCUUUACUGUAUAAUACUUUACUGUUUAAUACUAUUUUGUAUAAAAUCAUAGACAAUAGUCUCAAUAGAAAAAUGAAAAGUUGAUAUAUAUAUAUAUGUAUAUAUAUGA